AUGAGACCAGAUGCACUAGAUGCUGCUACAACAAAAGCCACGCACAAGAGUAUGCACUCGUCUCGGACAAAUUCACCGGCCCAGCAGCAGGUUGAACACCACAACAACUCCAGGACUCCUAUCGUAUCCACGGACGGUACAUUUUCCCCAACAGACAACACUGGGAAUGAACCAGCAUCCGCUGCCUCGAUCCUUGUCUCAGAAGUCGUACAAAGCGUCAAGACCGCCGUCGACGAUGCGCUGACAUGGGCCGAGAACAAGGUCGAUGGCCUGCAUCCGGGACAAGAGAGCGCUGGACCAUACACGUCGCCGGCUACUUGUAUGCCUUCGGAUCUCGAUGUCAUUGCGAGUGGACUUAUGCCUGCUGUGCAGGGCACUGGACAGGACGAAGAUAACGACAACACAAAGGGAAAAGACAAAGAGAACAAGUAG
Molecule: messenger RNA, 432 nt
Organism: Pyrenophora tritici-repentis Pt-1C-BFP
Lineage: Eukaryota; Fungi; Ascomycota; Dothideomycetes; Pleosporales; Pleosporaceae
Source: RefSeq, a predicted model, not a curated record